GGGAGAGUGCGGGUGUUCCAGACUGACCGGAUGUGGGCGCGGGCCGGCUCCCCAGCCCCAGUUCCCGGGAGCGGGUCGCGGGGAGCGCGGGGUGGGCGGGCCGCGGGGCGGAGCCGCUGCCGGGGCAGGGCCUGCAGGCUGUCCGGCGGGGGCGGGACCCCCUGGCCCUGCGGGACCCCCUGGCCCUGCGGGACCCCGCCUGCCCGGUCGCCGGCGGCGGCGGCUCGGCCAUGAAGCUGAAGCUGAAGAACGUGUUUCUCGUCUACUUCCUGGUGUCGAUCGCCGGCCUCCUCUACGCGCUGGUGCAGCUCGGCCAGCCAUGUGACUGCCUCCCCCCACUGCGGGCAGCAGCAGAGCAGCUCCGCCAGAAGGAUCUGAGGAUUUCCCAGCUGCAAGCUGAUCUCCGUCGCCCUGCCCCUGCCCCUGCCCAGCCCCCUGAGCCUGAGGCCCUGCCUACUAUCUAUGUUGUUACCCCCACCUAUGCCAGGCUGGUGCAGAAGGCCGAGCUGGUGCGACUGUCGCAGACCCUGAGCCUGGUGCCCCGGCUGCACUGGCUGCUGGUGGAGGACGCGGAGGGCCCCACCCCGCUGGUGUCCAGGCUGCUGGCCGCCUCCGGCCUCCUCUUCACGCACUUGGCGGUGCUCACGCCCAAGGCCCAGAGGCUCCGGGAGGGCGAGCCGGGCUGGGUUCGGCCCCGCGGCGUAGAGCAACGGAACCGGGCUCUGGACUGGCUGCGGAGUGGAGGGGGCGCUGUGGGGGGAGAGAAGGACCCUCCGCCCCCGGGCAUCCGGGGGGUUGUGUACUUUGCCGACGAUGACAACACCUACAGCCGGGAACUCUUUGAGGAGAUGCGCUGGACCCGCGGCGUCUCCGUGUGGCCCGUGGGGCUGGUGGGCGGCCUGCGAUUCGAGGGCCCGCGGGUACAGGACGGCCGGGUCGUGGGCUUCCACACGGCGUGGGAGCCCAACCGGCCCUUCCCCGUGGAUAUGGCGGGAUUUGCCGUGGCCCUGCCCUUGCUGCUGGCCAAGCCCGAUGCCCAGUUUGACGCCACCGCUCCCCGGGGCCACCUGGAGAGCAGCCUCCUGAGCCACCUGGUGGACCCCAAGGACCUGGAGCCACGGGCUGCCAACUGCACCCGGGUUCUGGUGUGGCACACGCGGACGGAGAAGCCCAAGAUGAAGCAGGAGGAGCAGCUGCAGCGGCAGGGCCGGGGCUCAGACCCCGCCGUGGAGGUGUGACGGACGCCCCAGCCGACGACCGUUUCGCACAGGCCUGUGGGGCCGGGUGCGGUCCUCCACGACCCGACCCCUCAGCGCCAGGGGCGGGGCGGCCCCUCUGCCAUUUCAGCCCAGCUGCUUCCCCUCCCCCAGCCCGCUGUGUGGCACUGCCCACAGCUGGGGACAAGCAGCCCUUGUAUUGAGCCGGGUCAGCCCUGUCUGGGGCGGAGCAGGAGGACAGACGGACUCAGGAGGGAGGGCCGCUGAGUAACUGGGUAACUUAUUGGGGCUGGGCAUGCAGGGGGCGGGGGUGGGGCUGGAGGAGCUGGGCUGGACCCUCCCCACCUGAGCAUGCUGACCCCUCCUACCUCCAGAAUAAAAAAUCUCCACCUG
Molecule: messenger RNA, 1610 nt
Organism: Pipistrellus kuhlii (Kuhl's pipistrelle)
Lineage: Eukaryota; Metazoa; Chordata; Mammalia; Chiroptera; Vespertilionidae
Gene: B3GAT3
Product: beta-1,3-glucuronyltransferase 3
Exons: 5
Coding region: 231-1238 (335 amino acids)
Biological process (GO): chondroitin sulfate proteoglycan biosynthetic process; carbohydrate metabolic process
Cellular component (GO): Golgi membrane
Molecular function (GO): galactosylgalactosylxylosylprotein 3-beta-glucuronosyltransferase activity
Source: RefSeq, a predicted model, not a curated record